AGAUGUCCAGUGCGUCUAUGAAGAGCUACGAAAGAUCUCUGCUCCAGACCAGGUCACGCGUCGUAGAGUGGAUCGGUGUGUAGAGAUUUCUACAUUUGUUGCAUCCAGAGCCUCAAGUAGGUUGCAAAAAAGGAGGAGCAAGACUGGCCAGAAGCAGGCUCUCUCUUUAAUUCAAGCACCUGCAAUUCAGGUUCUGUUGCCUCCAUUUUGAAAGGCACCUCAGUACUUUCAAGCAGGUCUUCUGCAAGGCGACAAGAUGCUGCUGCUGAUGUUGCUGCAAGUCAGGCUGUUCUUAAAGUGUUACAAGAACAAGAAAAAGAACAGUUAGAAAUCGAGCGUCUAGAAGCUGAAGCUAAGCAAAAGAUAGCUGAGCAGGAGGCAGCAGCAGUAAAACGUCGGUUAGAAAGAGAGGCAGAAGAGGUAAAACGAAGAAUGCAGAGAGAGGAAGAAGAAGCUAAAAUUAAGGCUCAACUAGAGGAAGAGCACGUAGCUCUACAAAGGACUCUGGAGGAAAAGCGGAGAAAAUUACAGCAUCUGGAGGCAAUGAAGGAUCUCAGUGCAGCAAGGGCGAGAAUGCUGGUGUACAAUCAAGAGAAUGACAAAGAGGAGGUGCAAAAGGACUGGGCAUACAUUGCACCAAUGCAGGAAGUUCGGGGAGAAAGCAGUUAAUGAUAGAGUUAAAUUCAUUCAAAUGGAAAAGUUGUGCUUUGGUUGUCUGAAGUACGGUCAUCACUCAAAGAGUUGCAUCAGUAGGAGUGUUUGUGACAAGUGCCAGAAGCGUCAUCCUACUUGUUUACACGAAGAACAAACCAAAGAGAAGCAAAAACCACCACAGGCCAAGCAAAAUCGGAAUCAUGAAACUUCGAGUGAGGUUCAUGAAGAAGUACAACUAGCACAGGAUUACGAAAUGACCAGAACUGCUACUUCAAAUACAGUAAUGCUUCAUGGAGCUAAAAUGCAAACAGCUGCAAUAGUUCCAGUGUGGCUUUCCUGCACAACACAACCAGCACAAGAAGUCCUUGUGUAUGCUUUAUUGGACUCGCAGAGUGACACAACAUUUGUGUUGAGUGAAGCAGCAGAAACCUUACAGAUAAAUAGAGAGCAAGUCAAGCUUAAGCUUUCUACCAUGACGUCAAGAACUACAGUGGUGAGUUCUCUAAGAGUAAGUAACCUACAAGUCCGUGGCUUUUACUCCAACAAGAGAAUCUCCUUACCACCAGUGUACACGCGUGAUUUCAUCCCAGCUAACAGAACUCACAUCCCAACCAAUGAAACUGCAGAAGCGUGGCCCCAUCUAGUACACUUACAGUCAGAAAUUGCACCUCUGCAGGACUGUGACGUGGGUCUGCUUAUCGGAUAUGACUGUUCACAAGCCCUGCUUCCGAGAGAAGUUGUGUCUGGCAAAGAGAACGAGCCUUAUGCACAACGUACAGACCUUGGAUGGAGUAUUGUUGGUAAUGGAAACCCCUGUGUUGAUUAUGGGGACGCAAUCGGAAUCAGUCAUCGCAUAGUAGUGAGACAAGUGAUACCAGAUGUUGAGUCUUCUGUCAACCUCAAAAGGGUAGUGCAUUAUGUGAGCCAAACCAAAGUAAAGGAAGUAACUCCUUCAGACAUCAUAAGGGUCUUGGAAUCAGACUUCUCAGAAAGAACUGGAGAUGAUAUUGUGUCUCAAGAUGAUCUCAAGUUCCUGACAAAGUUGAGAAAAAACAUUGUGCAAAAUGAUACAGGUCACUUUGAAAUGCCACUGCCAUUCAAAGAAGACAGGCCUAAAUUACCCAACAACAAGAUAUGUGCCAUACAUCGCUUGAAGUGCCUGGAAAGGAGACUAAAGAAAGACCAACAGUACUACAGAGACUAUGUAAGCUUCAUGAAUGACAUCAUUUCAUGUGGUGAUGCAGAGAAGGUCCUGAUGAAGAAAAUGAUGAGAAAUUGGCUUGGUAUAUUCCACAUCAUGGGGUUUAUCAUCCACAGAAACCAGGGAAAAUACGUGUGGUAUUUGACUGCUCUGCCAAAUUCCAAGAAACAUCUCUCAACGACCAUCUACUCACUGGUCCAGAUUUAA
Haplochromis burtoni (Burton's mouthbrooder) is the source of this 2062-nucleotide messenger RNA. RefSeq lists its product as uncharacterized. The record is from RefSeq and is a predicted model, not a curated record. The coding region runs from base 596 to 2062 and encodes 488 amino acids. Lineage: Eukaryota; Metazoa; Chordata; Actinopteri; Cichliformes; Cichlidae. The transcript is spliced from 2 exons.